AUGAUGAAACCUCUCAUAAUAACGGUGUUCAUUUCAUGCCUGAUUCAGGUUUCUACCCAGACGUCCUAUUCAUACACGGAAGGACCACAGCCGACACCACCAGAAUUACCACCAUAUAGGAUUAACCCAUAUGAUGAGGUGACCGAUCCCAACAAACUUCCCUGUGCCAAUUCCAAAGAAUGUCCUGCUGGAUACAGUUGUAGGGACAGUAACGGCAACAUUAAAUACAAUCAAGAAGGUCCGUGGGGAUAUAUCAAACCCAAUGGUCCACCAGGAAACUGUGGGAGCGCUGCAAAACCAGGAGAAGUUUGUGUGAAUAACAAUGAUUGUCCCAAAGGGUAUGAUUGUUACAAGGAAGUGACCGGGGUAUGUUGUUCACCAAGUUAUUGUGUUACAACAGAAUAUGCCCAGUAUCGUUCAGCGUAUUGGAGCAAUUGCUCCCCUCCACAUUGUUAUUUCCCUGCAAAAUAA
Lottia gigantea (owl limpet) is the source of this 471-nucleotide messenger RNA. RefSeq lists its product as hypothetical. Bases 1 to 471 code for a protein of 156 amino acids. The record is from RefSeq and is a predicted model, not a curated record. The transcript has 5 exons. NCBI's taxonomy places the organism in Eukaryota, Metazoa, Mollusca, Gastropoda, Lottiidae.